Molecule: messenger RNA, 949 nt
Organism: Cynoglossus semilaevis (tongue sole)
Lineage: Eukaryota; Metazoa; Chordata; Actinopteri; Pleuronectiformes; Cynoglossidae
Exons: 8
Coding region: 95-949 (284 amino acids)
Source: RefSeq, a predicted model, not a curated record
GUUUGUUGUUCUCCAUCGUUCACGUGGAAUAUCAUCAAAACAAAGACAAAGAGAGUGGAUGAGGAAACUGACAAGAGCAGAUUGUUGAUGAAAUAUGGAAACAGUACAAAGACAAACAUGUUUAAAGGUUGAGGGACUGCAGUUUGUCAGAGAUCAGCUGUUUAUUUCUGGUCUCAGCUCUGAAGUCCAACCCCUCCCGUCUGAGGAAACUGGAUCUGAGUGGAAACAACCUGAAGGAUUCAGCAGUGGAGGAUCUGAGCUGGAAGCUAUGGUGGAAAUGAGGAGCAGGAUUUCCAGCUGCAGAGCUUCCCGCCACUCCCAUUUUCCGAGGGCGAUAAAACCACACAGGUACAGAACGAAGAACUUACUUGGAGAGGCUGAAGUCCAGAAAAUGAGUGAAUCUAUGGAGAAAGAAGACAAGUCAGAGUCUCCAGGACCCAGCUGUCUGUCUGUGAGGACUGACAGGUCCAAAAGUUUACCUCCAUUCUUCAGUGAUGAGCCCAAACCUCCAGACAUGCAGAGGACAUUUGAUGUUUCUAUGGACCAGCAGAUGUCCAACUGUCAUCUGUGUCAGAACGUCCUGGAGGAUCCAGUCACCAGCAGCUGUGGACACUGGUUCUGCAGACAGUGCAUCAGCUCACACUGGAGUCAGUCUGGUCCAUCAGAGGACACCUGCUGUCCUCAGUGUGGACCACAGAGGAGCAGAGAGAUCAUGGCUGUCCAGAUGGACGUUGGUCUGCAGCAGACUGUAGAAGAACAUAAACUCAGUCUGAGGAGGAGAUGUGAACAUGUGACUGAAGGAGCAGAUGAACCAGGAAGUAGAACCCUCCUCAACAAGAUCUACACUGAGCUCUACAUCACAGAGGGACAGAGUGAGGAGACCUGCAGCAGCCAAUCAGAUCCCUCCUCUGUGCGUCCACAGGGUGACAGAAGUACGAGGCUUCACUGA